UUGUUAUACAGGUAGUCGAGGCGUGUCUACAGGCUAUUAUUUGGCAGUCUAGGUCUGCAGGCUAUUAUUUGGCUGAUGCACUGCGUGUUUCGCAAAGGGUGAUGAUGACAGUGAUAAGUAUAGUUCGCCUGAUAUUAUGAACAAUCGGAGUGCCCGACACCCUUUGCCCCAGUCUAGAUAACACCACGGUGGACAGGACAGCAAACUCGACUAGCCAUUCAGAUGCUGGCGCACGCACUCCGGUCCUGAUUCUGCACUUGCCGGUGGUGAAUAGUUCAUGUCGACACAGCCCGUCCUUGCUCGCAUGAUAAUGCUCCAUGUGACGAACACAGAACAUUAGCAGCUGGCUUCUACACAACCAUCAAACCGAUCUAGAUAACACCACGGUGGAAAGGACAGCAAACUCGACUAGCCAUUCAGAUGCUGGCGCACGCACUCCGGUCCUGAUUCUGCACUUGCCGGUGGUGAAUAGUUCGUGUUGACACAACCCGUCCUUGCUCGCAUGAUAAUGCUCCAUGUGACGAACACAGAAGAGUAGCAGCGAGCUUCUACAACCACCAUACCGACCGCCUGAGUCGAGUAUGGAUGUCAACGCAGUUCUCCAAUAUCAGGGCCGCUUCGGUCCAUUGCAGAGGGUGAAUUUCUUUCUGUACAGCCUGACAACUUUACUGGCACCUAUCCACAUGAUAGGACCGGCGCUCACGGUGGGCCAGCCCGACGGAUAUCGGUGUGCCCCGCCUCCGGGGUUCAUCGUGAACGAGACGGUGCCGUACCUCGAAGACGGCGACGUUUACGAUCGGUGUCAUCUGUAUCAGGUCCGCAAUGGAAGUGUUACACCAGACUUGACAACGUGUUUAUAUGGAUGGGAGUACGAGUCGACACACGGGGAAACAAGUGUUGUAACUGACCUGGAUUUAGUUUGCGAGAGAGGCCUUCUGGGCGGCACGAUCCAGUCCAUCGCUCACAUCGGCACCCUCUUCGGCUCGCUCCUUCUCGGCCAGUUGUCCGAUACCUACGGCCGGCGGAUUGGCCUGGCGGUCUCGCUGCUCGGGCUCGGAGUCUGCGGUACUGCCGUCAGCUUCGUAUGGAACUUCUACCUGAUCGCGGUGCUCUUCUUUGCCAUCGGGUUUUGGACCGCGGGUGUUGCACUCAUCGGCUACGUCCGGUCCAUAGAGAUGUGUACCACAAGCCAACGAAUGAAAGGCCACGCCGUCAACGGAAUCAUGUACGGCUUUGGGGUGGUGCUAGUAGGCCCACUUGCCUAUUCCUUCCCCAACUGGAGACACUUUCAACUCUCCAUGUCGCUGCCAUGCUUCGUACUCAUACCGUUGAUCUCGUUUUGUCUGGAAUCUCCCAGGUGGCUGGUGCAAAAGGGAAGGAUCAAGGAGGCCGAAAAAAUCAUCAUGAAAAUUGCAAAGUCCAACAAACUGCCUUACGCGAAGGUCUUGAGUUGUUUAACCGACAAAACUAAAGACAUUCCACUCGUCGAUAACGCGUCCAAGUCCAAGGACGAAAACCACGCGGGCAACGGCUAUGCGAAAAUUCACAAUGGCAAAGCGGAAUCGGCAGUAUCGAUUACCGGGACUUCCGGAGUCAGAAAUCGAACACGGAGGUACUCGACGGUGCACCUGUUCACGACGCGGGCGAUGGCCGGUGAGACGCUUAUACUGUUUCUUUGCUGGUUCACUGGAAAUAUUGUGUACUUCGGGUCGGUCAUAAAUACUUCAAAUCUAGCCGGGCACAAAUAUCUCAACUUUUUCCUGAUUGCUCUGUUCGAGAUGUGCUGCUAUCCAAUCGACUACUUCGUCAUGAAGUGGUUCGGGCGUAAACGACCACUCAUCGCAUAUUUUGUUGGAUCGGCAGUAACCUGCAUGGUUGUGGCGUUUACACCAAAAGAAACAGGAAGUGGUGUCAGUUUGGUGGUAGUUAUCGUGGGUGCUUCUAUGUUGGGGAGGUAUUUUGUCGCUGGCGUCUUCAACAUCAGCUACCUGAUUUCAGCUGAGGUUUUCCCCACCGUGCUCAGGAACAUAGGAAUGGGAUCUUGCUUCAUGGUUGGACGAUUGGGAGGCGUCAUUGCACCAUUUGUUGUACAUCUGAAUACGGUGAGCGGCUGGCUACCGCUGACGAUUUUCGGCUCGGUGUCCAUCACGGCCGGCCUGUUGGUCACAUUCCUACCGGAAACACGUCACACUCACCUACCGGAAAGCUUUCAGGACGGUGUCAAGCUGGCCGACAAAGGUCGCGGUUCUGUGGAACCCCCUCCCUCUCACGUGUGAAACAAAUCUUAUCCUUGCCUACAUUCGUUAUUCUCAACACACAGAAACGUUUGCGUACAGUGCAAAUCGAGUGCGUCCCAUUGGGUAUGUCUACACCGCGUUAUGGGAAGGUUUUGUAUAUGCAAAUUAGGACCGAGUAAUGGAGACUUUCUGCUGUUCCACAACGUUUUUGGUCCUCACAAAAACCUCGCACAGACGAGUGUAUGUCCCCACAACUGCGGAAAAAAGAAUAUGUGUUCUAUUGUUCGUACUUUUUGGUAGCCUACACGUUUUCUAAUCGAGGACUCUCCUCACUUGGGUGCAUGUCCUCAGUUAGAUAAGGAGUUUCCUCCUGUGUCCUUUCUUUAAACCAUAUGUACAUGUACCCUCCGCUCUCCGAAGCUGAGAAUAAUGCGGGAUUAAUUGGGGCACAGAAUAGCUGUACUCUCACGAUGGUCCACGGUAAUGUCCGAUGGUGCUCUGUAUACUUUUGUACAGAACAAACGCUCCAUGACGAUUGCUAAUGUGAGGACAACAAUGAGUGAACGGCUACUCUUUGCCAUAUUGGCCAGUACGAAUACGGACACAUUUAGCAAUUAAUUUUACAAGUUGUAAAUAGGCUUAGCUUGAAAGAAAUAUGGAUGCAAUUACGGGAUGUGCCUAAAAUUUCAACUUUUACUUUUUUAUGGUCACAUUUUGGGGAAAGACGGGAAACUAAUGCUAGGGCGGAUUUAGAGUGUGGUUUGGGUGGCUCCGAAGCCCUUCAAUCUGGCCAAUGCUAACUGCCUUGAGAUCGCGCAAGGCAUGAUGGGAAACAACAUGGCGCAGCAAUAUCUCGUACCCAUGGGAACGAGGUUGGCGAUGGCAGUGACACAAAGUUGUAUUUUUCCUACGAAGAUGGCUAAUAUACGAGAGGGGUCUAUAUAUCUCUAUAGUCGUCAGUUUGCAUGUUAGCAGUUUGCAUGAAAUUGGUAAAAGGAGGAGAACUUGGGGUAAGCAUUUCGCUGUAUGGUUCCGGCUAUCUCAUGCUUACAAAAUGGAACGGCUUUUCAACCUACAGAAACCUAUAAAUACCUAUAUUUUGGCGCUUGAAAUAACCUUAAAUUUUGAUUUCCAAAAUCUAUUUAAGAAACUUUUUGAUGAAGAUCGAGGGGCACUGUGAGGCCUGCAAUUAAUUUACAUGUGUAAUUUUCCUUUUGGAUUUAAAAGAGGCUUCAUUUAUAUAGAAUGCAAAUACGCUAAUAUUUUCAUUGGUAAGAUAAAAAGGCACAGGGUUAAAUGUUGACUUACAGAUGUGUGUGUGUGUUAUUAAUCAACCAAUACUUGCAAUAAGUUAACAUAUUUUAAAAAUGCUAUACUUGAUACUGGAUAUGAAUACCUUGAGAUAAAACCUUUCAUAAAUUAAUUGUGUAAUAAAUUAAAAUUAAGAGUGCUUAAAUAUAUUCUUUUUAAUUUGGUAAAAUGCACUUUCAAAUGUUUGGAUGCACGGGGAAUAUUGUUGUCUGUACUAAUGUGAGAUGUUCAUAAAAGUUGGCAAAUAUUUGUAUAACUGUUUCAUAAUUCUUAUAUACAUACCUUUGAUUUUAAAUUGUUGACAAAGUCAUGUCUUUUCGGGUUAUAGUAUACAUUCAAUUCAAACAAUGCUGCCUCGAAAACAUGUGAACAUUAAGUGCGCUUAUAAAGCCUGUGACAAAAUCUUGAAAAUAUGAGGCCUUUUUUGUCAGAACUGAUGUAUUUAUUACUUUAUUACUUUUUGGACAUUUAUGAAUUUGGAGGGGAAAACUAAUUUAAUAAAAAGAUUGGUUAAACCAAAUGGUGGACACAA
Molecule: messenger RNA, 4080 nt
Organism: Patiria miniata (bat star)
Lineage: Eukaryota; Metazoa; Echinodermata; Asteroidea; Valvatida; Asterinidae
Product: organic cation transporter protein-like
Exons: 11
Coding region: 582-2276 (564 amino acids)
Biological process (GO): transmembrane transport
Cellular component (GO): membrane
Molecular function (GO): transmembrane transporter activity
Source: RefSeq, a predicted model, not a curated record